AUGGAGGCGGGCGUUUUGCUCACGGCGGUGGUGGAGGUGAUUUCAGGCGCCGUGAGGUUCGCUAUCAGGGGGCCCGAGAGUACGAAGAUGACGAGAAUGAUUGGAGGUAUCCUCGACAAGGGAUUGGGGAUGGCGGUCCGCAUUUCGAGGAUGAUGAAAACUGGGAGUUCGAUCAUCAGAGGCGAGCUUGGGCCCGUGAUCGUGAGGGCUUCGGGUGCGGGUGUUUCGGAUGGACGUUCGGCAUCGACGGCGGGUCCUGUUGCGAGUCAAGGUGCUGUCGCGAGCCACUUUCCAGCAGGUGGCAGGAGUCAGCAGCGUCCGGGAGGAGCUGGCGUACCACAACAGUCGACGGCUGCGGCACGGACAGUGGCCGGGUUGCGAUGUUUCGGCUGUGGCGAGGUGGGGCAUAGACAAGCUGUAUGUCCACGGGCUGCCGGAUAG
Messenger RNA from Striga asiatica, 441 nucleotides. NCBI's taxonomy places the organism in Eukaryota, Viridiplantae, Streptophyta, Magnoliopsida, Lamiales, Orobanchaceae. The record is from the annotation of a GenBank genome assembly.